Molecule: messenger RNA, 2161 nt
Organism: Durio zibethinus
Lineage: Eukaryota; Viridiplantae; Streptophyta; Magnoliopsida; Malvales; Malvaceae
Product: putative aarF domain-containing protein kinase At5g05200, chloroplastic
Cellular component (GO): plastoglobule; plasma membrane
Source: RefSeq, a predicted model, not a curated record
UUGAAUUUAAUUAACAGAGCGAAAGCAAGAAACAAGACAAGAGCCGUCUUUGGUAACAUUCAGAGUGUUGUAAAAACCAAAGACAAAGAUAGGACUUGUAGUUACAUUAGAAUCUGGACGACUGUCUCUCCGUCUGUAUUUCAUUUCUCUAGAAACAAUCCCUUUUCUUUUUAUUAGUACAAAGUACAUAGUCUUCCUUCACUUUUACGAAGGUAAAAUGGCGGUUUCAACAUUUAGAAGCGGGCGAUUACCCUUGUUUCAUCACCCUCAGUUGCCUAAUAAAGCAGCAGCUUGUACAAGAAGAUCGGUUGUUGGACUAAAGAAGCUACAUCGGCGCUUCAACUCCAACCCCAAGCCCUUCUUUCUUUCUGCCCAAUACUCUCAACCAUCUCAAUCUCAAGCUCAAACACAGCAACAGGAUCGUUUCUCUUCUCGCCUCCAAAGUAAUAUUGAGGACUUACCCAAACUGGUGGAGGAUAUUGUCCAGACAUCUAUAAGCACAGGUCCCCGAGGAGCCCUAAGGCUAGCUCAAGGCAUUCGAGCAUUUGUUGGUGUUGGUGGGGAAUGGCUUGCUGAUGUCUCAAGGUCAACAAAUGCAUCUGCUGGAAUACCAUCUCAAUUGCAGCUGGGCUUGCUUUCUCCACUUUACUUAAGGAAAUUAUUUGAACGUAUGGGUGCAACCUAUAUCAAAUUAGGUCAGUUCAUAGCAUCUGCACCAACAUUAUUUCCGCCAGAAUAUGUUGAAGAGUUUCAGAAAUGCUUUGAUAGAGCUCCUGCAGUUCCUUUUGAAGACAUUCAAACGAUCUUACGUCAAGAAUUAGGGAGACCAAUUGAUAGCGUAUAUGAAUAUAUCAAUCCAACUCCAAUUGCCUCAGCAUCUAUAGCACAGGUACAUGGUGCAAGGCUUAGAGGCUCCCAAGAUGAUGUGGUUAUAAAGGUAUUGAAACCUGGAAUUGAGGACAUUUUGGUGGCAGACCUGAACUUUGUUUAUAUAGUGGCUCGAAUAUUGGAGUUCUUAAAUCCUGAUUUCAGCCGCGCUUCGCUGGUUGGUAUUGUUAAAGACAUUCGGGAGUCUAUGCUUGAAGAAGUUGACUUCAAUAAGGAGGCUACAAAUAUUGAAUCCUUCAGGAGAUAUCUUGAAGCCAUGGGAUUAACAAGGCAGGCAACGGCUCCAAGAGUUUAUAACCAUUGCAGCACACGGCGAGUUUUGACUAUGGAGAGGCUAUAUGGAGUUCCUCUUACUGAUUUAGACACUAUAAGUUCAAUUGUCUCUAGCCCAGAGAAUAGUCUUAUAACUGCACUUAAUGUCUGGUUUGGUAGUUUACUUGCUUGUGAAACCUUCCAUGCUGAUGUGCAUGCUGGCAAUUUAUGGAUAUUGCGCGAUGGUCGCAUUGGAUUUCUUGAUUUUGGUAUUGUUGGACGCAUAUCACCAAAAACAUGGGCUGCUAUGGAAGUAUUUUUGGCAUCUAUUGCAACUGAAGAGUAUGAGUCGAUGGCAUCUGCCUUGAUUGAAAUGGGAGCAACCAAUAAGGAUAUCGAUGCUAAGGCGUUUGCAAGAGACUUGGAACAGAUAUUUUCAUCUAUACAGGAACUUGAUACGGAGGUAGUUGUUGCCACUACCAGGGGGACAAAAACAAAUGCAACUGCUGUCUCUGCAAAUAUAAUUGUUGACGAGAGGCAGAUGAAUGCACUCUUUCUUGAUGUGGUUAGGGUGAGUGAAUCAUAUGGACUGCGAUUUCCAAGGGAGUUUGCACUUCUAAUGAAACAGCUUCUGUAUUUUGAUCGGUAUACACGGUUGCUUGCUCCCAAUGUGAACAUGCUUCAGGACCAAAGGAUAACCAUCGUGUCUAAUAGAAGAAGCAACUAUAGGGACAGCUUCAGAUAGAUAAUGCAAUUGGAGAUGUACUGAUGUUUCUGUAUUUUUCUUCUUUUCGUCUCAGCUUUCCCCUCAUUUAUGUAUAUGCAAGAAAUGAAAAAAGGGGGAUGCUGCUUAACAGUUGGGUUUACUGCAUGUUGCAUAACAUAUAGAGAAAGCAGAAAAGAAACUUACGCCCCUGAUACAGUGCUGGAGUUACUGAUGUAAUAAAUUCCCUAUUAAAUCAGUUGCUACCCACAUUUACAAUUGGUUGAUCACUUAUUUAUGCAGGAUAAUAUAGGAGGA